Messenger RNA from Python bivittatus (Burmese python), 630 nucleotides. The record is from RefSeq and is a predicted model, not a curated record. Lineage: Eukaryota; Metazoa; Chordata; Lepidosauria; Squamata; Pythonidae.
GACAAGCCAUAGCAAAACAGUAAGAGGAGAAGCGGCGGUGCGUCUCUCGGUAACAGUUUUUGCCCCGCCCCCUUUCCCGGAACUGCAGGCGGUGUCGACGGCACGGCUGUGGCUAUCUGCCGAGAAGAGAGCCUCUGGGGUGGUAGCUGGCCCCAUGCCCCUUGUGGGAGUUGUCUGUCAUGAACAGGAAGUACAAGCUGGCGUCCUCCAGAAUCACAGGAACCGGUUAUGCUUCCGCCUCGCCUCGCGCGUUUUUGAGAUGUUUUUUCUGGGUCUGCUUUUCUGAGAAAUCAAACCUGAUAUUUCAGCUUAUCACCUCAAGAUUGAUGCAUGUUUUCAUCAUUACUUUAAGCUUGCUGAGAGUUUGGAUAAACAUGGCGCAAUUCCAACAAGGAGGUCCUGAUGAAAAAGAGAAGACUACAGCAUUAAAGGACUUGUUGUCUAGAAUAGACUUGGAUGAACUGAUGAAAAAAGAUGAACCACCUCUUGAGUUUCCUGAUACUCUUGAAGGAUUUGAAUACACCUUUAAUGAAAGACUGGGAGAGAGUGACUGACCCAAGGUCACCCAACUGGCUUUGUGCAUAUCAGGAAUAGAAUUCACAGUCUUCCGGUUUCUAGCCUGGUACCUUC